CGUGGGCCUCAGCUUCCCCGUGCACCUCCCUCCCAGGUGCGGCACCGCCAGUCAGGACAGAUCAUGGUGCUGAAGAUGAACAAGCUGACAAGCAACCGAGGCAACAUGCUGCGAGAGGUGCAGCUAAUGAACCGUCUCUCGCACCCCAACAUCCUCAGGUUCAUGGGGGUCUGUGUGCACCAGGGACAGCUGCACGCGCUGACGGAGUACAUCAACGGUGGGAACCUGGAGCAGCUGCUGGACAGCCCUGUGCCCCUCUCCUGGUCCAUGCGUGUCAAACUGGCCCUCGACAUUGCCCGUGGCCUGCGCUACCUACACUCCAAGGGCAUCUUCCACCGCGACCUGACCUCCAAGAACUGCCUGGUGCGCUGCGAGGCUAACGGCUACACAGCCGUGGUGGGCGACUUCGGCUUGGCAGAGAAGAUUCCCACCUACAGCGAGGGCAGCGAGAAGGAGCCACUGGCUGUCGUGGGAUCCCCGUACUGGAUGGCACCUGAGGUGCUGCGAGGGGAGAUCUACAAUGAGAAGGCCGAUGUGUUCGCUUACGGCAUCAUCCUGUGCGAGACCAUCGCUCGUGUCCCCGCUGACCCCGACUACCUGCCCCGCACUGAGGACUUCGGCCUGGACGUCACCACUUUCCGCAACAUGGUGGGAAUCGACUGCCCGGCGGCCUUCCUCCAGCUCGCUUUCCACUGCUGCAGUGUGAGCCUCCGCCGGGGGCCAGCCCCGGGCCGCACGAGGCUGGCGCGGGGUGGACCUCUUGAUCCAGCUGUGUCCCUCGGGGACCACGACUCAGACCUGGCUCAGCCCCAGGUUUCAGGUGGCCCCAGAGUGGUCGUCUUGGUUGAAACCAUUUCAGUGAAAUUCCUGGUUAUUAUUUAG
Molecule: messenger RNA, 882 nt
Organism: Struthio camelus australis
Lineage: Eukaryota; Metazoa; Chordata; Aves; Struthioniformes; Struthionidae
Source: RefSeq, a predicted model, not a curated record